UUCAAGAGAUGGUUGUAAAGAUCACACUAGUGACUGAAGAGCGUCAGGCAGUGCCUGGCACAAGACAAAUGCUCAAUAAAAGGCUGCUGCUGUCAUUCGUGUCGACACCAGCCCUGUGCUCCUUACCUGGAGCUGACCCAGCGCUCACACCCAGGAUCAGAAAGGGAGGGCUGGGCUGAUGAGCUGGGAGGGGGGGUGUGCCCUUCUCCUGCCCCCAGCUCCUUUCUGGACCCCUGCCCCAGCCCCUCUGCAGUCCUGGCCCUUUUUCGGUCCCUGAUUGGGUCCGCCCCUUUUCCACCGCGGCCCGCCUGAGGCCAGGAUGUGUUCCCAGGCCGGCGGAUUCUGGAGCAGGGCCCGGCCACUCCCCGGAGUCUGUAUGCCGAGAACCGCCCCGCGCCCUCUCCCCUACGCGGGGUAGGCCGGCCCUGGGGCGCCUUAAAAACCAGAGCUGGCGCUCGGCAUCGCGACUCUGGGCAGGAUCCAACGUCGCUCCAGCUGCUCUUGACGACUCCGCAGAUCCCCCGAAGCCAUGGCCAGCAAAGGGUUGCAGGACCUGAAGCAACAGGUGGAAGGGACCGCCCAGGAAGCGGUGUCAGCGGCCGGAGCAGCAGCUCAGCAAGUGGUGGACCAGGCCACAGAGGCGGGGCAGAAAGCCAUGGACCAGCUGGCCAAGACCACCCAGGAAACCAUCGACAAGACUGCUAACCAGGCCUCUGAGACCUUCUCUGGGAUCGGGAAAAAAUUUGGCCUCCUGAAAUGACAGCAGGGAGACUCCGGUGACCCCCCUCGAGGUGCCAUCCAACAGAGCCUGGCCCUGAGCUCCAGGCGGCCGCCACCUCCUCGGUCUGCCCCCUCAUUAAAAUUCACGUUCCCA
Callithrix jacchus (white-tufted-ear marmoset) is the source of this 874-nucleotide messenger RNA. RefSeq names its product adipogenesis regulatory factor (gene ADIRF). Gene Ontology annotation, cellular component: nucleus. The record is from RefSeq and is a predicted model, not a curated record. Gene Ontology annotation, biological process: positive regulation of fat cell differentiation. Lineage: Eukaryota; Metazoa; Chordata; Mammalia; Primates; Cebidae.